AUGUCUGCACCAGACCCAUCUAAGAGAGAUGUACAGAUAUCUAAAGCACUUUCAUACUUACUCAGACAUGGCGCCAUUAAAGAAAAAUUGAAUAUAGACGAAGAGGGAUACAUUAAGAUUCAAGAUAUCUUGAGUCACAAUCGCAUUAAGACACAUCGAGUCACUGUCGAAGAUAUUCACAGAAUUGUCAGAGGAAACGAUAAACAACGCUUUAGCAUAGUCAACAGAAAUGGUAUAGAGUAUAUAUGUGCUACUCAGGGACAUUCGAUUGAAAGUGUCAGCGAAGCGAAUCUUCGUUCUCUCACCAGAGAAGAAAUGCCACGUGAGGUUUUCCAUGGAACUUACAAGGCUAAGCUUCCCUCUAUCAUGAAUGAAGGACUCAGCAGAAUGGGACGCAAUCAUAUUCAUUUUGCAUCAUGUGAGUCAAACGUUUCCGGAAUACGGAAGAACUGUAAUGUAUUGAUUUAUUUGAACAUUGAUGAUUGUUUUGAUAAAGGUAUUACAUUCUACAAGAGUGCUAAUGGAGUCGUUCUUACGCGUGGGUUGAACGGAAUUUUACCUAGCACUCUAUUUGAUCGAGUCAUAGAUGUAUCGACUGGUAAUUCUAUUGUAAAUAAAGCGGCACUGGCUGAGCUUAGUGAGAAAUAA
Molecule: messenger RNA, 648 nt
Organism: Priceomyces carsonii
Lineage: Eukaryota; Fungi; Ascomycota; Pichiomycetes; Serinales; Debaryomycetaceae
Gene: TPT1
Product: tRNA 2'-phosphotransferase
Exons: 1
Coding region: 1-648 (215 amino acids)
Biological process (GO): tRNA splicing, via endonucleolytic cleavage and ligation
Molecular function (GO): tRNA 2'-phosphotransferase activity
Source: RefSeq, a predicted model, not a curated record